CGACACGUCCUCGGGGCACUGCCCCCUCCGGCGCGCGCCCGCCCAGCCCCGUCUGCGUUCCCAGCCCCUUGCAGGGCUCGAUGCGCCCGGUUUCCAGGGCAGCGCACGCCCCCUCCGCGACCCGGGACCCCGGGCCGCGCGCACCCCGCGCCCCGUCCCCGCCCGCCGGGCGCGCGCGCUGGCUCCCGCUCCCGUUCCAGCUGGCAGCGGCGGCGGCGACGGGGAUUGUUUUUGUUGUCGCUGAGGCCGGAAGAGCCGCGGGAGUCGGGUCCCUGUCCCCGGGCUAGGCGCCGCCGCCGCCCCCUGCCCAGCGCCCGCGUCUCCGCGGCGCUCCCCUCCAGCGCCAAUAUUCCGGAGAUCAAGCGUUACGCAGCGGCGGCGGCGGCGGGGCCCGGAGCGGGAGGCGCCGGGGACCGGGGCGAGGCGGCCCCCGCCGCCGCCAUGGAGGCGCUGGGACCAGGGCCUCCGACCAGCCUGUUCCAGCCACCCCGCCGUCCUGGCCUUGGAACUGUUGGGAAACCCAUUCGACUGUUAGCCAAUCAUUUUCAGGUUCAGAUUCCCAAAAUAGAUGUGUAUCACUAUGAUGUGGACAUUAAACCGGAAAAACGGCCUCGUAGAGUUAACAGGGAGGUAGUAGAUACAAUGGUGCGGCACUUCAAGAUGCAAAUAUUUGGUGAUCGACAGCCUGGCUAUGAUGGCAAAAGAAACAUGUACACCGCCCAUCCAUUGCCAAUUGGACGGGAUAGGGUUGAUAUGGAAGUGACCCUUCCGGGCGAGGGGAAAGACCAGACCUUUAAAGUGUCUGUUCAAUGGGUGUCAGUUGUGAGCCUUCAGUUGCUUUUAGAAGCUUUAGCUGGACAUUUAAAUGAAGUCCCAGAUGACUCAGUACAAGCACUUGAUGUUAUCACAAGACACCUUCCCUCCAUGAGGUACACACCGGUGGGCCGUUCCUUUUUCUCACCUCCAGAAGGUUACUACCACCCUCUGGGAGGGGGCAGGGAGGUUUGGUUUGGCUUUCAUCAGUCUGUGAGACCUGCCAUGUGGAAUAUGAUGCUCAAUAUUGAUGUAUCUGCAACUGCCUUCUACCGGGCUCAGCCUAUCAUUGAGUUCAUGUGUGAGGUUUUAGACAUUCAGAACAUCAAUGAACAGACCAAACCUCUAACAGACUCCCAGCGUGUCAAGUUUACCAAAGAAAUCAGAGGUCUUAAAGUUGAGGUGACUCACUGUGGACAGAUGAAGCGAAAAUACCGAGUUUGCAAUGUGACUAGACGGCCAGCCAGUCAUCAAACUUUUCCUUUACAGCUAGAAAAUGGUCAAGCUAUGGAAUGUACUGUAGCUCAAUAUUUUAAGCAAAAGUACAGUCUGCAGCUGAAAUACCCCCAUCUUCCAUGUCUCCAAGUAGGACAGGAACAAAAGCAUACGUACUUGCCACUUGAGGUCUGUAAUAUAGUGGCAGGACAGCGAUGUAUAAAGAAACUCACAGACAAUCAGACGUCCACGAUGAUCAAAGCCACGGCAAGAUCUGCUCCCGACAGACAGGAAGAAAUCAGUAGACUGGUGAAGAGUAACAGCAUGGUGGGUGGACCUGACCCAUACCUUAAAGAAUUUGGUAUUGUUGUCCACAAUGAAAUGACAGAGCUCACAGGCAGGGUACUUCCAGCACCAAUGCUACAGUAUGGAGGCCGGAAUAAAACGGUAGCCACACCCAACCAGGGUGUCUGGGACAUGCGAGGAAAGCAGUUUUAUGCUGGCAUUGAAAUUAAAGUUUGGGCAGUUGCUUGUUUUGCGCCUCAGAAACAAUGUAGGGAAGAUUUACUAAAGAGUUUCACUGACCAGCUCCGUAAAAUCUCUAAGGAUGCAGGAAUGCCCAUCCAGGGCCAGCCAUGUUUCUGCAAAUACGCACAAGGUGCAGACAGCGUGGAGCCCAUGUUUAAACAUCUGAAAAUGACAUAUGUGGGCCUUCAGCUAAUAGUGGUGAUCUUGCCCGGGAAGACGCCAGUAUAUGCGGAGGUGAAACGUGUUGGGGAUACCCUCCUGGGUAUGGCCACGCAAUGUGUCCAGGUAAAAAAUGUAGUGAAGACCUCACCCCAGACUCUUUCCAACCUUUGCCUGAAGAUAAAUGCAAAGCUUGGAGGAAUUAACAACGUGCUUGUACCUCAUCAAAGGCCAUCGGUGUUCCAGCAGCCCGUCAUCUUCCUAGGAGCAGAUGUCACGCACCCCCCUGCAGGGGAUGGGAAGAAGCCUUCCAUUGCUGCUGUUGUUGGCAGCAUGGACGGCCACCCCAGCCGGUACUGUGCAACUGUUCGGGUGCAGACUUCCCGCCAGGAGAUCUCCCAGGAACUCCUGUAUAGUCAGGAAGUAAUCCAGGACCUUACUAACAUGGUUCGGGAGCUGCUGAUCCAGUUCUACAAAUCCACACGCUUCAAACCCACACGGAUCAUCUAUUACCGUGGAGGGGUGUCCGAGGGACAGAUGAAACAGGUAGCUUGGCCAGAACUAAUAGCAAUUCGAAAGGCAUGUAUUAGCUUGGAGGAAGAUUACCGGCCAGGAAUAACCUACAUUGUGGUGCAGAAAAGACAUCACACACGACUCUUCUGUGCAGAUAAAACAGAAAGGGUGGGUAAAAGUGGCAAUGUACCAGCAGGCACCACCGUGGAUAGCACCAUCACACAUCCAUCUGAGUUUGACUUUUACCUCUGUAGUCAUGCAGGAAUUCAGGGAACCAGUCGUCCUUCACAUUACCAGGUCUUGUGGGAUGACAACUGCUUCACCGCAGAUGAGCUCCAGCUACUGACUUACCAGCUAUGUCACACCUAUGUGCGGUGUACACGCUCAGUCUCUAUUCCAGCCCCUGCAUAUUAUGCCCGGCUUGUAGCAUUCAGAGCAAGGUAUCACCUGGUGGAUAAAGAUCAUGACAGUGCAGAAGGCAGUCAUGUGUCAGGACAGAGCAAUGGCCGAGAUCCUCAGGCCUUGGCUAAAGCGGUGCAGAUCCACCAUGAUACCCAGCACACAAUGUAUUUUGCCUGAGAGUCUCAGAAGAACUCCACCAAUGUGGCACCCCAUGCAACCUCAAAAUGUUUCAAAUGCCUACCGCCUCUAGAGAGAGCCAAGUUGACUUCAGUUUAUCUUCUACCAGCAGCUCGGAAUAGUUGCACUGAAUUAAUACUUUGCAGCGCUGUCUGAUGCAUCAACAAAAUUGAGCCAUUUUUUAAAAGUAGUAGAUAUUCAUAGAUUGUCUUUUCUGAUGCACUGGACUGAAUUUUUACCUCAACAUGCAAAGGCUAAACAGCCUGAACUUUCUAAAGGACUUUACAAGAAAGGUUUCUAUGGAAUAUUUUGCUAGCUGUGGUGUUCACUGCAUCCCUCUAGUCUUAUAAGAGAAGAUUGUUCCUUUUUUCUGUAUUCAUCGAGUGGGAUGUAUGUAUCAGUGGAAGAGAAAAACCAAACAAUCUACUUCAGUUUAGUGUAACUAUUUAAUUAUGUGGGUCCAUAGACUUUUUAAUGGAGAUUUCUGACUUUGCCACUGUAUAUGCCUUUAACGAGCAUUAAUUUUUUGAAAGUUUUACAGAGUUUUAUUAGUUUUACUACUUUAUCUUAUGAUCCCUACAGUCUUGUGCUGAUGCAAGUACAGGCUGCCAGGCAAUUGCACUAUAUUUGGCUCCAGAUUCAAACAGGCAGUUCUCUUAUUUGGCCGACUCUUAUGAAUGUGUAACACAAACAGAUGUAAUGCAUGUCGCAGUGACAGAUAACCCUGCCGUGGUAAAAAGUUCUCAUGUUUUCCCCCUCUUUGAAAACAAUUAGCUCUUAGUAUUUUUCAGAGUUUUCAAAAGUGCCCAUUUUAUGCUGCUGUGUGGUUUAUCAGAUCUAAGGGAUUUUUAAACUUUUCUCAUAGAAAGUUAACUUUGGCAAUAAACAUUUUUUAAGGUCCCUUCACUCCGUUUCCCCCGCCCCCGACAAUGAGUUUUCUAGAUGAAAUUUUGGUAUGAUUUUAUCAGCUAUUUCUUAUAAAUCAUAAUCUGGCAAUUCCUGAAAUCAGUCAGAAAAGACAUAUAUUUCCAUGCCUUUUUAAAGAAUUGUUUUUUAUCUGUUUUAUAGUCACUGUUGGUGUCCUGUCACUUUGUUUUAAAAUAAGCUAGAACCAGGAUGCUUCCUUACUGGAUAGGCGUUGCCAGUCCUUAAGGUACAUUGAGUGAUGCUGCAACUUGCAAAAAUGUACCAGCAUUUAAAACCUUUUCCUGGGAAUCAAGGUUACACAACUACUUACUCGCAGUGCAGAUGCUGUGCUUCUCUUUCAACCUGAAAUGUACUUGGUGAGGUUUUCUUCCUUUUAGUAAAGUAGAACUUCAUAGAAAGGUUGAUUUUUUUCUUUUCUGAAUAGAUUCUGGAUUCUGUUCACAGGGAGCCAGGAUUCAUUUCUUGUCCGUCUGGAGGUGAUAUAAAGCAAACAUUAGUUACAAUGUAGGGAAAAACUAUUUUGUAUUUAGUAUAGAUAAUACUUUGUGAAUGGACAACAGUUACAUAGAGUCUUGCUGGUUCCAGCCAGUGUUGCCCAGCCCAGAUUUCACUGACUUGUAGUUCUCGCUCCUGGAACCUCAGGAGUAAGAGCUGGAAAAGGUGGGUAAGAGACCCAGAGCCACACUCCACAUGGAUGAGGAAGGUCCUGGAGAAGACAUAGACACAAUGUGGUGAACCGAAUUUGCCGCCUCUGUCUGGAAUCACGGGAUCUGAUGGUGAAGGGUGUUUGCUUGAAGUCAUUAGCCGGUCCAAAUCUUUUAAACUAGCCUUCUCAAAAUCCCAGCAAUAUCAAGCCCUGUUUUUCUUCAGUCUUUUAAACAAGCUUGUAAAUACAUUGAAGUUUACAUUUCUAUAUGCUGUGGAUCAGCGGCGCCACCAGUGUUCGCUGGGACUGGUCUCUGAGAGUUUUGGUAUGAUGCAUAUCAAGUUCUGUAGCUCAUUAAGAUGGGUGCAGACAUCCUUAUUCUCUGCAUACAGUGAGAUGAAAGAAAGCAAGCUCUGUAAUUGAGGCACAACAUAGUGAAGAGAUGGCAGAUGUUAAUUUCUUAAGAUUUUCCUUUUUUUCAAAUACCUCACUUGGAUACUACAAAUCAGGACAUGCUGGUGAGGGGCUGGCUACUGCUUUUAUUCACACCUGUUCAGGGAGAGCACAGAAAAUACCCUUCAGCAUGGCCACCCUGGACCCAUGAGGAGGAAAAACAAGCUUUUUUAGGAGGAGGACUCACUGGAGUCCAGGAUGUGAAGAACUCUUGGUGGCUGGCUGGCUGGCUGGCUGGCCGGCUGGCUGGCCAGCGGGCACCACACCUGCACUUGAGUGCCUCGGGCUUGCUUGUUCAUAACGCACAGAAGAAGCUUCACUUCUCACCAUCUCCUGGCAUGAAUGGAGCAGGGAGCAAGGCAGAGUGCCUGGAAGCCCUGAUUCACUUGCCUGCAGUUGGGCUGUAUGCUCAACCUUGAACUCUACAGUUUGUAUGACCUCAGUCAUUCCUAGUACACUGGGGCAAAUGACUGUGGUGGUGGAGGAAAAGCCGGGAGGCCUAUUUUUAUAGGAAAACAGUACCUUUAAGGGUGCAACACUGUUGUUUUGGAGGAAAGGAAAGAAAUAUGGAAGAACUAGGAUUAUUGGGGGGGAAAAACUUGCUGAGGGGUGAAUCUUUAAAAAGUAAUCACUGCAGAAUCAGAGUUGCAGCAGUAUUAUUGCAAGCAAGUCUGAAUUCAUAAUUUUAAUUGGGCCUGACAAUUUGAAUUUGUAACCCUCUGGACUGACUGAAUUGUUAUGCAUGUGUCAAUCAAUGGGAGGUGUGCAUUCACUAGAAGUAGGUUUAGGAUGCUUGGUUUUUUAAAAUGCAGCCUGUUUAGGCACUUGUCAUGUAGUGUGAAAGAUUUAAAUGUAGCAAUGCUAAAGAGUAACUAUGUAGGGACAAGGUGCGGGGACAUUAAGAGAGCGGUGAAGAUCCAAAUGUUGAACCAGUUAUGUUUUCCUGUUAGCUGUUGAACCCUGAGCAAUUUAUAAACAGAACCAGCUGGCUUAACACGGCUAGUUGAGGCAGGCAGAACAUAUUCAUUCUUACUGUAAAUUCUAUUUGCUGCUUCCAAAGGUGAUGAUUUACAAGCAGACAUAUUCUGUACGGUCUGUAUUUUAGAACCUGGUGCCCAGCCUAUAUCAGAGCUUAGCUACCUGGCUCAACUACCUACCCUUCUGGUGGGAAUCGGUAACCUGUUGUUGAACGAGGCUCACCCUCUCCACCCUGCCCUAGCGACCCUUUGUUGGAUGUGCUGUAAGAUUUUCUUGCUCAAUAGCAAGGAGGUAACUCUGCUUUCAUUUUAAGAAAGUGGAGGCUGAGGGCAUUGUAUCAAUACGGCUUCAACUCCAAGGAUUUUUCCUUGUAAAAUUAAAGGGAAGAUCUUGUUAUUGAUUAAUCAUUUUCUUAUCCCUUGCUAUUGACAUAUUCAUGCUCUUUCUAUGUCUAGUGACUGAAAAUGUUUGCAUUUGUUCAUUUGACUAAUGGUGUAAUUUUUGUUUCUAUAUUGUUAGACCUGUAAUGUUUUAAAAUGUAUUUUAUUGAAUUUGGACUGGAUGUAUAUCUCUAGCAAUACGAGGUACUUUCUAAACUAAGGGAGGGUGGUAUCCCCAUGUUGAGAUAAGAUGAUGGUUGUUUAAAUUUCGUGAUUUUUUUUUUGGCCUGCAGGGAUAUUUUGUGUUCAUGUGUCCAAAAAAGAAUAAAUUGGCAUUCACGUGCCAAAAGUUGU
Messenger RNA from Phyllostomus hastatus (greater spear-nosed bat), 6765 nucleotides. RefSeq names its product argonaute RISC component 4 (gene AGO4). NCBI's taxonomy places the organism in Eukaryota, Metazoa, Chordata, Mammalia, Chiroptera, Phyllostomidae. The coding region runs from base 442 to 3027 and encodes 861 amino acids. Gene Ontology annotation, molecular function: RNA binding; protein binding. The record is from RefSeq and is a predicted model, not a curated record. The transcript has 18 exons.